UUUGCAACUUCAUGUCUCAUGAAAAGUGCCUAAAGAAUGUCAAGAUACCGUGUUCAUGUAUUGCUCCAAGCCUUGUAAGGGUUCCAGUUGCACACUGUUUUGGGCCUCCAGGACAUUACAAAAGAAAGUUUUGCACUGUGUGCAGAAAGUCCCUAGAGUCUCCUGCCUUUCGAUGUGAAGUUUGUGAGCUACACGUGCACACAGACUGUAUCCUGUUUGCUUGCAGUGAUUGCCGACAGUGUCACCAGGAUGGGCAUCAGGACCACGCUACUUAUCACCACCACUGGAGGGAGGGAAACCUUUCUUCAAGUGCUCGUUGCGAAGUUUGUAAAAAAACCUGUGGCUCUUCUGAGGUGCUGUCUGGCAUGAGAUGUGAAUGGUGUGGCAUCCUGGCUCAUGCUGCAUGUUACAUAGUUGUCACACCAGAAUGUACUUUCGGAAGAUUAAGGAGUAUGAUUCUUCCUCCAAGCUCUGUGCAGUUAUUUUCUCGCAACUUCAGCAAACUGCAUUGUUUUCGAAUAUCAGAAAAUUUGCAAACAGAAUCAGAUGAAGAUGACGAUGUUGAUGGAUCAACACAGGGAUCAGCAAAAGAUGUCCAAAUUUCAACCGAUUCAAGUAAACAAACAUUAAAGAUAUUUGAUGGGAAUGAUGCAGUGAAACGCAAUCAAUUUCGACUGAUUUCAAUUCCAAGGAUUGCAAAAAAUGAAGAAGUUGUGGAGGCUGCUUUGAGGGCAUACUACAUAAAUGAUGACCAGCAGGAGUAUGAGCUCCAGACGUUUACACAGCAGGCACUGCUGUCUGAUGAUGUUAUCAACAGGAACAAUGCUGCAGAGGACACCAACUUGGGCUCAGUAUUCCGAGAAUCUGUUCCUGAAGCUUGGAUCAUCAGAGCCAAACCAAAGGAUGCAGAAGUGAUCAGAAUUUAUCCUGCCUGGCUAAAGGUGGGAAUGGCGUAUGUUUCUCUACGAGUAAAUAAGGAUAGCACUACGCAGACUCUGAUCAAAGAAGUGCUUCCAUUGCUUGGAAGGCAGACGGAGUGCCUCCAGAAUUUCAAACUGGUGGAAGUUCUUAUGGGCAGUAAGCAGGUUCAGCGCAUGGUCUUGGACAAUCACGAGCUGAUUCUUAACAGACUCAAGGACAUAAGAAAGACUUCAAUACGUCAGAUGAACCAAACAAGAUUUUACAUUGUGGAAAACAGUAAAUCCAUUGUACGAGUAAAUUUAUUUGUUGGUGGCCUUCCACCUCAGCUUUCCCCUGAAGAAUACACAAAUAUCCUCAAGGAUGAAUUAGCUAUCAAAA
Mesitornis unicolor (brown roatelo) is the source of this 1299-nucleotide messenger RNA. Its product is annotated as diacylglycerol kinase theta-like. Gene Ontology annotation, biological process: intracellular signal transduction; lipid phosphorylation; diacylglycerol metabolic process. Gene Ontology annotation, molecular function: ATP-dependent diacylglycerol kinase activity. NCBI's taxonomy places the organism in Eukaryota, Metazoa, Chordata, Aves, Mesitornithiformes, Mesitornithidae. The record is from RefSeq and is a predicted model, not a curated record. The annotation marks the transcript as partial. The transcript is spliced from 12 exons.